Messenger RNA from Aspergillus ruber CBS 135680, 1790 nucleotides. RefSeq lists its product as uncharacterized. The record is from RefSeq and is a predicted model, not a curated record. The transcript has a single exon. NCBI's taxonomy places the organism in Eukaryota, Fungi, Ascomycota, Eurotiomycetes, Eurotiales, Aspergillaceae. Bases 271 to 1764 code for a protein of 497 amino acids.
GGAUCCUGCGUGUAGGCCUCUGACGUCGCGACAAUGCACAACAGGUGAAUCAACUGUACACAGAUGCAGACUUUGCACAACAGAUGAGCUAACCCGCAUCAUACCAGUCCAAAACACCUUCCAAACAGCCUUGUCAUCGCAAACCCCCCGGCAUAUGGCCCAAAACAACCUCUAGCCCGUCACCUCCUCGCCCUCCUAGAAGAAUGGCACCGGCAACAUCCAACCCCACCGCCAUGCAAAUACAAAUACCGACCAGGAAACCCCAAUCCAAUGCCCUUCAAGGUAUUCGGCCGCGACGGGACCGAAUUACAACUCGCGUGCUACAAAAUCGUCUCCCCGCAACGCUACUGGAUCCUCGUUCUGUGUACGCCGGGUCAAUCAGAUAAGAUUGUUGCGUGUUCCAGUUUACGGGUGCGUCUCAAGACCUUUUUGGUGUGCUGGGCGGGGUGUGAGAAGGGGUAUGAAAAGAGGUGUUGUGCAGUUAGGAAGUUUGGGUCGUCCUUGGAGGAUGUGUGGUUUUCGGAGGAGUUGUGGGAAGAUGAACCUGAGGAUGUUGAGCCGUUGAGGUUGAAUUCGGGGUCCGGGGUCAAUGGCUCCAAAGAAGAGAAGACGCAGAAGAGGCGCAAAUCGAUCAAUUCGGCUUCUCGCCGGCCGGCCCCGGCUCCGGCACGGAACAGUCUGUUGGAUGAAGAGGAGUCAUCGGCGGAAGAAUCGUCCCCCCGAGUCGUAAAGCAUACCCCAUCAUUGAACAGGUUAGCCGUCAAAGCCCUGCCCGAGUUCGGACCCCAGCAACCGCUCGCCAGACACCUCGUCAAGCUUCUAGAAGAAUGGCACAGAAAGAAUCCCACUGGAUAUCCACCUUGCAGAUACCAAGGACUCCAUUCUAGCAAAAUCAGACCGCAUUCCUUCAAAUCCAAGAUCUUCGCUCGCGAUGGCACUGAGCUGGAACUCGCCUGCUACAAAAUAAUGGCCCCGCGAAAUUAUUUCGUCCUCGUGCUGUGCCCCUCAAACAGUCCGCAUAAAAUCGUGUGUUGUUCUAGCCAGCGGACUAAAAACAUGACGUUUCUGGUAGGCUGGGCUGGGUGUAAUGAGGGCUAUGAGUCUAAAUGCUGCGCGGUUAGGGUGUUUGGCUUGACGCUGGACCGUAUUAAGUAUUUGCCAGACCUGUGGGAUGACGAGCCUGGUGUUGCUGCUAUGCCGAAUACGCCCAAGGUAUAUGACACAAAACGGAGGUCGGCCGGUUCGGCUGUCCGUCGUGCAUCCCCGUCUCCUAGCAGUUCGUCGGAUGAAGAGGAAUCCGCCACAGAUGAUCCGUCUGAGAAUGAAUCAAUUGGAGAAGGGGCGCCUAGAUCGAAGCGGCGGAAGUCAGACCAUCACAACCGUGAUAAUAACAACCCCGAUAACCACCCUAAACAUGUCAGCGAGAACAACAAUAACCAAAGCACAAACACAACAUCUUCCACCAAAGAAACGCAUGUGGUUUUCAAAUUAAUCUCAGACUUUGCAGACGCAACCCGCUCAUUCCCGUCCGAUGAAUGUGCGACUGGGAAGCACCUGUUUGCCAAAUCAAAAGAGUUCUUUCGGCUUUUUGACCAGGACGCAGAAGUGAAAGUCUUGUCCUGCCGCAUUCCUGCUCGCCAUGAACGUCCAUAUCUGUUCGAGGGCAAGGAAGGCGAGUUUAGGCUGUUGCUUCAGGACCUGAAGGAUUCAACCACUGGUAUCGUUAAUAAUAUCUUGACCGUUGAGAUCAAGUGCGUGGCUUAGAUUAGACCUAUGAUACCAAUGUAAUU